Xiphophorus hellerii (green swordtail) is the source of this 1497-nucleotide messenger RNA. RefSeq names its product solute carrier family 25 member 21 (gene slc25a21). The transcript is spliced from 11 exons. Gene Ontology annotation, biological process: transmembrane transport. NCBI's taxonomy places the organism in Eukaryota, Metazoa, Chordata, Actinopteri, Cyprinodontiformes, Poeciliidae. The record is from RefSeq and is a predicted model, not a curated record. Bases 164 to 1063 code for a protein of 299 amino acids.
UGUUAGCUUAGCGGAGUUAGCCGGUGGCACGCGGAGAGAUCUCACCGUUGCAGUCUAGCGCGUGCAGAGGGACGUGAACUUUGAGUAGCGAGACACACGCCGAGUAACCUCGUAGCAACUGGAGACGGCAGAGUUGAGACCUCACCCAAGAGCCCCCCAAAAAAUGACAUCCAACAAGCCAAGGAGCGUGCUCCGCGAAGCCUCCCAUCAGAUUAUAGCCGGUGGAUCCGCUGGUCUGGUGGAGAUCUGCUUAAUGCAUCCACUUGACGUUGUGAAGACGAGGUUUCAAAUCCAGCGAGGAUCAAGUGACCCCACCAGCUACAAGAGUCUAAGAGACUGCUUCCGCACGAUUUUCCGCAGGGAAGGAAUCUUUGGCUUCUACAAGGGAAUCCUGCCUCCGAUCCUGGCAGAGACCCCAAAGAGAGCAGUGAAGUUUUUCACCUUUGAGCAGUACAAGAAGGUGCUGAGUCUGACCUCGUUGUCUCCUGGUGUGGCGCUCUCUGCAGCAGGCCUCGGCUCAGGCUUGACUGAGGCCGUCAUCGUCAAUCCGUUCGAAGUGGUGAAAGUCAGUCUCCAGGCCAACAGAGACUCAUUCACAGAGCAACCCUCCGCUUUCGCCCAAGCACGACGUAUUAUCGAGUCAGAUGGCUAUGGAUUGAGAGGUCUGAAUAAAGGGUUAACAUCAACAUUGGGACGCCAUGGAGUUUUCAACAUGAUCUACUUUGGCUUCUACUUUAAUGUCAAGGAUGCAAUCCCUGCCAAUCCGGACCCCACGUUAGAGUUCCUGAGGAAGUUUGCAAUUGGCCUGACGUCUGGGACCAUCUCGUCAAUUGCGAAUAUUCCCUUUGACGUAGCAAAGAGCCGCAUCCAAGGGCCCCAGCCGGAACCAGGAGCGAUCAAGUACCGCACCUGCUUCCAGACCAUGUCACUGGUGUACCGCGAAGAGGGUUUCUUGGCUCUAUACAAAGGCUUGGUUCCCAAGAUAAUGAGACUUGGACCAGGUGGAGGGGUGAUGCUGCUGGUCUACGAAUAUGUGUCGAUCUGGUUGCAGAAGAACUGGUAACGAGAAAACCACAGGAGAGAAACGAAAGCCUGUAAUUUCUGUUCCAAAUUUAUUCCUCAUCGACAGCAUUGGUGACUCACCACGAAGCCUUUGGUUUUGUUUUUUCUAAGAUUUAUAAAAAUACCAAAACAGUGUUCCCAUAUUUUUACGAUGCAUCUUUCUCACUAAUAAAAGCUGUGUAAACCAAUAGGUUUUCAUCACCAAAAAGUAUUUAGAUUUUUUUUUUGUACCAGUCCUAGAAUAGACAAAGCAGUGCCGACUUUAUAAAGUGACCUUUGUAAAUGGAGCUCUAAAGUUAUUAGACAAAAUAUUUUUUUUUUUUCUGUGCCACUCUGUUUGUCCCCAACUUGUUUAAAAUGGGUCAGAGUUUUGUUUUGUUUUUUGUUGCUUUUUUCAAAAAUGGACUAAAUAAAUAGGCAAUUGCCUUCACUUUA